Molecule: messenger RNA, 2714 nt
Organism: Gaeumannomyces tritici R3-111a-1
Lineage: Eukaryota; Fungi; Ascomycota; Sordariomycetes; Magnaporthales; Magnaporthaceae
Exons: 2
Coding region: 509-2173 (554 amino acids)
Source: RefSeq, a predicted model, not a curated record
AAAUGAACACCACUCACUCAAUCACAAGCCUUGGUCGCGAACCCGAAGCCUGAGCCUGAACACAACGCGCCCCAAGUUGCCGGCACGCUUCCGCCGCGGCUGGCUCCCACGGCUCUGCAACGAGUGCGCGCGCCAGCCCUCGGCAGCGACAGCUCCAAGGCGCCCCAUUGAAAGCAUUGAGGCCGGCCAGGGAUCCCUUCGCCGCAGCCGAUGGGCUCGCGACGUGCGCGGUGCAGUCGGGUGUUUUGGCGCUGGGGCCCGGACCGCCGAGCGGGCGCUGAGCCAGGGCGCGAGCUGGCAUUGCAGUCAACUGCAGCUGCAGGCUGGCGCGGCAGAGCGGCGACAUUGGCCUGAAACCUGCACUACUCCACAACCCGCUGGACUUGGGUUGGCUAUUGGCCGCUCAAGGACAUGUUGACACUGCCGUCAAUUGCCCCCGAAACUCGCGCCUCUUUUCCGCAACACGGCAAUCUGCGGCAGUGACGUUUCAAGCACAUUCCAGACCGAAAUGACGCAACAGCCAAACUGUGGUUAUGCCGGAUGCAAAUCACCUGCUGUCGACACCUUACCGGUGUGCAGGAUGCACUAUGAUGAUCUUUUAAAGAAAAGGGCCGGUAAAGGUGCUCCUCCGUCUGUGCCAACAGUUAAAGAGAGAAGACCGCCCUCGCCGCCCGCGAGGAAGCCUGCACCUUUUCAUCCCGCCACCACACGACUGCCACCAGAAACGGACCCCGUCCCUGCCAUUGUCAAGAAUGUUAUGAGAAAAACUGCCCCCGGGGGUCGCGGCACGGGUUCCAAGGUUUCUCCAUCAGUACACUGUCAGUCGGCACCUAGCUUGGUCCCCCCGGUCGACAGCUUCGCCCAGCAAGGCGGUCCCGGCCGCAAGAAGCGCCGCCUCGACGACCAGUUAGAAGGAGACCAGGCAGCAAAGAUCUCCAGGGACGCCCGACAGCACAUCUCAGGGCCCCCAAAUCCACGCGCAAGAGAGGGGACUGGACCAGCCAGACCAGUCCACACGUCGUCGCACACUCUGUCAUCCCAAUCUUUCUAUGGUUCCCGACCAACCGCAACGGGCGCGAGCAACACCAGCGCCAGGGCCGUGAGUGUUGAAGCCCGAACGUUCGCUGCAGGUAGAAAAGCAACAACAACAACAGCGGCGGCGGCAGCACCGCCACCGCCAGCACCACCGCCAGCAGCGUCAACAGCAGUACCACUGCCACAAAUACCACCAAAAUCAGCGCCACCGCCAGCACCAGCGGCAUCAGUGGCACCAGCGGCGGCACCUACGGCUACGCAGCCCACAGCCCGAGCAGCACCAAAAAGAAUGGCGGAGGCACCGGUACAGGCGCCAGUGCACGACCACAAUGCGGGACUGAAAGAAUGGUUCAGCCGCGCCUUGACGAAAGAUUUGAUAGGCAACUCCAGAGCAACCACGACACCAGUUGAUACCAGUACCGCGAGUGGGACUCUUCCGCAACCAAUGGUUCUGAGCAUGCCGUUUGUACCCAAAGCCCCCGACAUUAGUAAAGGUGAAAAGCAGGCUCAGCGAGACCAGCGAAGCAGGCUAGCGCAGGCUAGCCCGCCCGCCGAAGACAGACAUCGCGUCUUCACAGCUACCAAGCAGGAUCUGUCUGCUCUGGACGCUUUUGUUUACGGCCAGGAGACGGCUCAGCUACCACCGCCCCGUGGGGUGGUGCUGUCGCCCAAACCCGAGCCCCCAAAGCCUCGCGAUGAGCCAUUCUUUGCGCACUUGGACCCCCGCGUGCAUUGGAGCCGCCCCCACUCGGAGGCGUGGUACGAGGCAAAGCAGAAGGAGAUCAGCGAGCGACCAGACCGCAAGGCCACAUUCGGCAGGGCGGCGCAACGUAUGGCCGAGCGGAGGCGGGCGGAGCGGAGCCAAGCCGCCAAGAGCUCGUCAUCCACGUCCUUGGGUGCCGCCUCUCGAAGCAGACAAGGCUCAAAAAGCUCCAGAGAUGCGCCCCCAGACAAAGGGACCAAGGGCGGAGUCAACGCAGCGGCUCUUGCGCGGCUGAGGAAGUCAUUUGACGCCUGGGACCAGGUCAUCUGGGAGAAAGACAAGGAAGCUACCCGGCAAGAAGGCUUGAAGGACCAUCCUCGAAAGGGCCGUGAAAAGCAAAAACUUAACGGCACUGGACACACCUCGAAACGGUGAGCAUGGUGUCACGCGUCUGCAGCCCACAUGUUUGAACUUGCAAUUGUGCAGUCCAAACACACUCAAGCAGAAUGGAAUGACAGCGAAAACUCAUACCUUUUUGAUUAGUUAGUUUGCCUCAGCGAACCUGUACAUACUUGCUAUCGAGGCUCCCCACGAGCCUCAUUGCUACGUUUGUGUAUAGCCCAGACGGGAUUAUGGAAGGUUAGGCAGCCCAUGAUAAUGUGUCGGGCUAUGGGUCAGAAGGGGAAGCGGAGAAACAAGCGAUACCCAAGGGCGAUGCUGCAAGUUUUUACUUUGAUUAUCCUUUCUCUCUUUGGUGGAGAGAAGGGCCCUUGUUUAUGACGAAAGAUCAAACGACGUCCAAGAUUUGGUAUGAAAAAUUCACGACGCAUCAAGAAGAUCAGUUGAGCUGCGUUUGCUACGUUUCCUGACCCGCGGGCUUUGGGCAUGUCAUGUGUCAUGACUAAGUACCUCCCUUUUCGGAAUCAAGACAUGGUGUGAUGACGCAAAGCCACAACAAAAGUCGCCAAUUUUGAAC